GGAAAAUUAAAGAGAGGGUGUUUCAGCCUAACUGCUUAGUACUCUUGCUGCUAACCAAAAACAUCAAACAUGGCAAACAAUCUGUUGGAGGUUCUGAACGUGAGAAUGAUCGGAAACGGCGACAAGAUACUGGUUCUCGCUCACGGCUUCGGCACAGACCAGUCGGUAUGGAGGAGCAUCGUUCCUUACUUCACCCCUCACUACAAAAUCGUACUCUACGACCUCGUCUGUGCAGGGAGUGUCAACCCCGAUUACUUUGACUUCAGACGCUACACCUCUCUGGAGCCUUACGUCGAAGACUUACUCAACAUCCUUGAUGCCCUCCGCAUUGAAAGGUGUGCCUACGUUGGCCAUUCCAUCUCCGCCAUGAUCGGAAUCCUUGCCUCUAUCCGCCGCCCCGAUCUCUUCACCAAACUCAUCCUCAUCGGAGCUUCCCCUAGGUUCUUGAAUGACAGAGAUUAUCAUGGGGGAUUCAAAAGGGCAGAGAUAGAGAGGGUUUUUACGGCGAUGGAAGCCAAUUACGAGGCUUGGGCUAGUGGAUUCGCACCUUUGGCGGUGGGGGCUGAUGUGCCGGCGGCUGUGAGAGAAUUCACGAGGACAUUGUUCAAUAUGAGGCCUGAUAUAUCUCUGUUCGUGUCGAGAACGGUGUUCGAUAGCGAUCUGAGAAGUGUUUUAGGGCAGGUCAGUGUGCCUUGCUGCAUAAUCCAGAGUGCCAAGGAUGUAUCGGUGCCGGUAUCGGUGGCUAUGUACUUGAAGAACCACCUUGGAGGUCGGAACACGGUGAAGAUAUUGCAUACUGAGGGGCAUUUGCCGCACUUGAGUGCGCCUAACUUGCUGGUUCAGUAUCUCCGGCGAGCUCUCUCGCGGUGACAUACAGUGAGAUACUGAGAUGUCGAUACUUUUAAAAAGGUCGCUCCCAUUUUC
This is a messenger RNA of Telopea speciosissima, 924 nucleotides long. Its product is annotated as strigolactone esterase D14-like. The coding region runs from base 70 to 870 and encodes 266 amino acids. NCBI's taxonomy places the organism in Eukaryota, Viridiplantae, Streptophyta, Magnoliopsida, Proteales, Proteaceae. The transcript has 3 exons. The record is from RefSeq and is a predicted model, not a curated record.